Lepidothrix coronata (blue-crowned manakin) is the source of this 670-nucleotide messenger RNA. It is a transcript of the gene HVCN1, whose product is annotated as hydrogen voltage gated channel 1. The transcript has 3 exons. Gene Ontology annotation, molecular function: voltage-gated proton channel activity. Gene Ontology annotation, cellular component: plasma membrane. Gene Ontology annotation, biological process: proton transmembrane transport. The record is from RefSeq and is a predicted model, not a curated record. NCBI's taxonomy places the organism in Eukaryota, Metazoa, Chordata, Aves, Passeriformes, Pipridae. The annotation marks the transcript as partial.
UUAACCAUCUUCCUGGUCGAGGUGGGGUUCAAGGUGUUCGUGUAUCGCCGCGAGUUCUUCCACCACAAGUUCGAGGUGCUGGACGGGGUGGUCGUGGUCGUGUCCUUCGUGCUCGACGUCGUCCUCAUCUUCCGGGAGCACGAGUUCGAGGCCGUGGGGCUCCUGAUCCUGCUGCGGCUCUGGAGGGUGGCCCGGAUCAUCAACGGAAUAAUUUUAUCGGUGAAGACCCGCUCGGAACAACAAGUGUCCAAGUUAAAACAAGCCAACCUGAAACUUGCAACAAGGCUGGAACAACUGGAACACAGCUGUGUAGAGAAGGAGCAAGAAAUCGAGAGGCUGAACAACAUCUUAAAGCGGCACGGACUCCUCAGCCAGCCAAAGUAGGAGGCCAGUUUUCCAAGGUGGGAAUUCUGCCUGGAGAGUGCAGUGUUGGAAUCCACCAGUUUGACCCGAAAGGUUUUUCUGUCUCUUUACUUCCUCUUGCAUUAUGUUGUCUAUAAACAUUUUCUAUUUGACCACACUUUGAUCAGACCUUGAGAUUGCAAAAAGAGUUUUGCUGGAAAAUUAAUUACACGCAGUCCCUGUAAACAACAAUUUUUUUCCCCUUUCUUGUACAGUUGUACAGUCAAAAUUGCAAAAUAAUUUAAUAAAGACACAUCUUUACAAGCUA